This is a messenger RNA of Sphaerodactylus townsendi, 3535 nucleotides long. RefSeq names its product NOP2/Sun RNA methyltransferase family member 7 (gene NSUN7). Gene Ontology annotation, molecular function: methyltransferase activity. Lineage: Eukaryota; Metazoa; Chordata; Lepidosauria; Squamata; Sphaerodactylidae. The record is from RefSeq and is a predicted model, not a curated record.
GGCCGGGGGUGGGAAGCGCCUCGGCCGCCUCCAUGGGGACGCGGCAGCCAGCGCCGCUCAGGUCCGCCCUCUCCCUCCGGCUCGGGGCCGUUGAGCAUCCUUAGCCUGAGAGAAGCCGAAGAGCUGCGCGUGGAGGGCUUUUUUUUUUGGGGGGGGCUCUCGGGUGGGAUCGGAGGUGGGGGGAGCCGGGACGUUCUUCCCGAAAGCCCCCAACCGGAGAAGGUCCGGCCCGACUCUUUGUCCAGUCUUGGAAGUCCAACAGGUGGAGCCUCCCGCCCUUUCAUAGGGGUGCCUCAACCUGUUGAGUUUCUGCCUCGUCGCUCAAAAGCAGCAGGAGUCACUCGAUGGGGGUGAAUUGAGGUGGGGUGGAAAGCUGGCCCCUGCCAGGAUGCUGCUGCUGCUGCUUUUUACAGGCUAAACUUUUUGUGUGUGUCAUGCUUUUCUCCUGUGAAAUGAAAUGAAGGCAUUUGGAAUUAUCACAGGUGCCUUAGGAUUCUGACUUGCUGUUCUAUUGUGUACUGGUCCAUCAAUACUUGAAGACCAUGCCACUCCUAAGAAACAGCUUGUUGCCUUCAAAUGAUAGCGUUGCGAGUGAUAUUUCAAACCUCCAAGAAAUGAAUUUUUCCAGUGAAAUAGCACCUGCUGAAAAAAGUUCAACAAGUCUAAUUGAGAAGACUGGCUAUCAGGACUCAAUCUAUCGAAAUGCAGCCAACAUUUUUCAAGGCAUUCAUAAAGAAAAACCUCGAGAUAAGGUACUGGUAAAGUAUGGAAAUGGACCACUCCCGCUGGUAACUGAUUUCAAAGAUGAGCGAUGCCAGCGGUUGUCCUAUGAACUGGCUUUCAGUGCUCUAAAAUAUCAAGACGUUCUUGAAAAUAUAUUGAUUGACAGUGGCGUUUAUCCAGUGCAGUCAAUGCCCGAGGAAUUGACAAGUCUAGUUGUUGUGAUGUUGUAUGAUCUUCAAGAUCGGAAAUUUGAAGCCCGCCAGCUUAUUGAUGUUGAUGAAGAACCAAUAACCGAGGUUCAAGAAGUUGAGCAUUACCUGCACAGGUACAAAUUGAAAACAUACGCUGCGGUAGCAAGGUGUCGAAUCAAGCAUGACGCCCUUUCCAUAGAAUGCAUUCUGCCAGAAACUAUACGGAAGCAACAGGAAAGGGCAUCUGCUUUGCCCUUGUUUGCAUGGGUGAAUACACUUAAAGUAAGCCUCGAAGAAGUCCACAGCACUUUACAGAGGGAAGGAUUCACAAGAGUGGAGUCUUUGUCAAAAUUCGAUGGCUGUACCUAUUGCCUAGAUGUGCACUGUGAAGAUUUACUCAUCUUCCCUUCUGCUGUUAAAGAACAGCUGCUGACUCUGGAACUGUUCACUCAUUACAAGCUUUUACUACAGGAUAAGUCCCGGAGCCUGGCUGUGCAUUCUGUGAAGUCUUUAUUGAAUAUGGACGAUGAUAUCUUAAUAGCCCACGCUGGCUCAGGGCUGACUGUAGUACAUAUAACCCCAGUACUAGCAAAUCAAAAGACCUCCAAAGUAUUUGUAUGUGGAGUCAAAUCAGUGACAAAAGAAGCGGAGCUCAAGAAUUUGUUCACACAGAUGGAAUGUAAAAAUAUUGAAAUAUUACAUGAAGAUUUUACAGGCAUCGAACCAACUGAUCAUAAGCUGCAGAAAGUUAAAGUUAUUUUAUUACUGCCUCGCUGCUCAAGUCUGGGUGUUAGUAAUCCAGUAGAAUUUAUUCUAAAUGAACAUGAAGAUGCUGACUUACUUAGAGACUUCUCCCAAGGGUGUGUAGCAGAAGAUAAACUCAAUGUUCUUGCUGAACAGCAGCUUAAGGAAUUGACGCGUGCAAUGCAGUUUAGUAAAGUGCAAGCUGUUGUCUACUGCACCUGUUCAGUUUACCCAGAAGAAAACGAAGCUGUAAUCAACAAGGCACUAACGUCCGGAGCAGAAGGAGCAAAGGCCCAACCAUACAAGCUUUGCCCACCCGUCCUUCCUUUGUGCUGCAAAUCAGAAAUAAAUACCUCUGCUGAGAAUUUUUUCAAACUGGAGCUGUCAGAUAUUUCCAACAGCUGUUUUCUAGCCGUUCUGGCACGAGAGAGGGAUCCAUCUGAGACUGUGUCAGUAAAAGAUGUUCUAGCUCGGGCAGCAGCAAAAGGAUUGUUGGAAGGCUUCGAUUUGGCGAAACCGCCUAAAAGAGAGAAGAAAAAGAAACAAAAAGUAACGCCAACAAAAACUCCCUCUAAAGAUGCAGCAAUACAGUCCAAAAUUCAGGAGUUCCUAGAAAGAGAAAUGAAACCCAACAAGAUUGACUCCGGUUCUUCAGUAUCUAAUGCGAUUGCCGGCACCACUCAAAAAACCAUAAGCCCGACAAAUGAUUCGGCCCAUCUGAAGAAAGGGGCCAAGCCUGUCUCCAACUCAUCCUUACCUGUAAUGUUGAAGGUCGCUCCCACUUCCUCGUUCACACAAAAAGCGCUUGAAAGGCAACGAACUGUUAAGAAACCCAAGUCAGAAGAGAAAAUGAUGGUCUUGAAGCCUGUUGAGAUUGUCCUCCCUCCGGUCAUGAUGCCCUACUUCAACCCACAGGGGAACAGAUCCCAGAUUUCAUCUAACCACUAUUAUUACCACUGGUUUGGAAGAAAAAGUGGAUUAUAUGACCCACUGAGCCCCUCUGCUUCCAAAAAACUGAUCAAGUCAAAAGAACCCUCGUCAUCUUCUACAGGCAAGCACGUUCGCCCGUGGCUUUGAAGACUGCCUUUUGCAACAGCUGCUUAUUUAUCGCAAUUCUUUCAGCAUUUGAAGCUUGUACUCUUCUAGUGGGUUUUUUUUUAAAAAAACCCUCCUGCAUAGGAUUACUUGAGCACCAAGUGCAGAUCUUCAUCAGCACCAGUCUGCUUUUAGAAGGCAAAUAAAACAUUCAGCCCUUUCCCAUGACUAUUAUGGAGAUAGUAGAAGGGACUGUUCUGCAGACUGGGCGUCAUUACGGAAUCCAACUUAAGUGAAUUUUGAAGGUCAAAAUGCACAAAUCUGACCUGUACCCCCAAUUAAGCACAUUGUAAGGGAUAAACUGAAACCAGUUUGUACCGGCACUAGCCGGUCAGUUGCAGCAGAGGCAGAUUUUGUCUGAGCACACUUAGGAACUGAAUGUUAAGGAUAGCUGCUAAAAUCAGAAAGGUAGUGGUGGGUUGCAGUGCCUGGUCACUGGAUGGCCUUGGGGAGUUCCGCUUCCUUGUUUUUCAUUUCUAGAAUUGGUUCCAAUGUCUGCAGAGUGACCUUCCAAGAUUUCUGCCUGUUUUAAUAAUUUGCUCUUACAUAAUCUUUUCCAGAAGGGCAGACGCUUAUUGAACACAAGUUUGGCUUUGAGAAUAGGAUAUCACCAUCUCACCCGAAGGUUUAGGGGUUUUGCACAAGAACAGCUUAAUUACUGGAUGCGUUUCACUCUGCUACUGCUAGACGCUGAACUCCACUAGUAAAUCAGCCUAAAUCUUGUUUAUUAUGCAGUGUAUUUAAAUGGAAACCAAACCUAUUAAAAAUUCCUGAGUAAAGUC